Molecule: messenger RNA, 957 nt
Organism: Sphaeroforma arctica JP610
Lineage: Eukaryota; Ichthyosporea; Ichthyophonida
Exons: 4
Coding region: 55-696 (213 amino acids)
Source: RefSeq, a predicted model, not a curated record
UACUGAGGCAAGCACUACAUACACUUACACAGGCUUAUAAAGUAGAACGCAAAUAUGACACUUAUACAGUCAUUGGUGGGUGCAUUGUGCGUAUGUGCACACAUGCACCUGAGCGGUGCUGUGCAAUUGGCCGCCAGUGAUGGUUUUCAGGCUGUGACUUGUGGAAGUUCGAUUAAGCUUAUGAAUGUGCAAUCCAAAAUGUACAUGCACUCGCACGAAGUAAGCUACGGAACAGGUAGUAAACAACAGAGUGUAACCUCGGUGCCACAUAAAGAUGAUGUGAAUAGCAUGUGGGUAGUCAGGGGUACACAGACGAAGCCGUGUAGCGUUGGGAAGCCUGUCAUGUGUGGAGAUACAAUUAGAUUAACACACGGACAGACGAAUAAGAACUUUCAUAGUCACUUGCACGUAUCACCUCUGUCGCGGCAGCAGGAGAUUAGUGCGUAUGGGAAUGAUGGAGAGGGUGAUCUAGGUGACGAGUGGGUAGUGGUCUGUGACAACCAAACCAAGUGGCUCAGAGGCGAAAAUGUCUUCUUAAAGCACAACCAGACGGGCAAGUGGGCCUCCACGAGUAAGGACUUUGGUUAUGGGCGUCCUAUCGAGGGACAAUAUGAGGUCGCCGCGCGCAGCCAGAAAGACAGUCGAUGCAGUUGGAUUGUCAAGCUCGGUAUCUUCAUGCGCGACUCGGAAGAAUAAACUAGACACAGCCGGGGAACUGAAGCUGGAACGUGUCGUUAGAAAUACACCGCGGAAUAAUGUACCGUGAAUUGGUGUCCCGCGAAUCGUGCACCGUAUUUGGAACCGUGCUGCUCUUGUACCGUCAGUCGGCAGCGCUGCCUCACUCCUUACCUGCCACUGCCUGAAGUUCUAAAAAGCGAAAAAUAAAUCGCACACCGCUUCACAAGUUGCCAUCCUCGGAAUAAAUAGAUUUGAGAGCCACUGAAUUGAAGAAAUGGG